AUGAUUUUUACCUAGUACAAAUGGAUGUUGCAGAUGUAGGUGUAUAAUAGUCCAGGAGAAAGUUACCUAUUGUAACCUUAACAUCACAUUCUAAUAAGUACAUCAGGGAACAAUGAGCGGAUAGAAACCAAAUGUUGCAAACAUGUUCCAUAUAAGGAUAACUGUGUUUACCACCCAGGCGGAAACCCAGUUGAAAUUAAACAAAAGAAAUGGAACUCUUUGUUAGAGAAGCACUUUCUUUAGGCACAGGGGUUUGUCAGAAAAAGAACAACAACAGCAAGUUGUUUUUAGAAUGUUGUCAAGGAUACAAGUUUAAUCAGAUUAACCAAACAUGUGAUGAAUGUCCUGAAGGAAAAUACGGCUAUAACUGUAAACAUGACUGUUUAGAAAAUUACUUUGGCUUACGCUGUAGAGAAAGAUGCAAUUGUAAAGAAAACGAAACAUGUGACAAAGUUCAUGGUUGCAGAGUAACCAAGAACACUGACACAGGAAUAACUCUGAUUUAUGCUAAAGAGUCAUCCACCACUUUUAAAGAUAAAUUGAAAGUACCAACAGAGUCAUCCACCACUUUGAAAGAUGAAUUGACAAUACCAACAAAACAUAUGACUCAUACAUUGCAAGGUGAUGAUGGCGGAGACCCAGUCAACAGUAUAAUUAUUGCCGUGCUACUAACUGUUUUGGUUAUUAUCGUUUUAGUUAUGGUAUGGAAGGAAAGAGAAAAAAUAUGUAGACGAAUAACAGAUUCGCAAAUGUCGUCAGUUCAUGAGAGGCACAAAAGACGGCAUGCAAACGAAGACGACGAAAAUGCUUACUCUGAAAUUAGAGAGUCGAAGAUGGUCAGACCAAUGACAGUUUACGGGAGAAAAUUAUCACAGUGUGACCUGGAUAACCAAUAUAACCAUUUGUCACUUAAACAAACAAAUGAGAUAUCUCGCAUCAACAACUACCUAUAUAAUAUGCCGACAGAGUACACCGAACCAAUUGAUGGGAUUGGAAAUGAUUGCGAAAAGACAUCUGAAAAGACAGAUCAGUCUGACAGACCAAAUGAAAGUUGAUCAAUCUGAAUUAAAUUUUCAAAAUAAAUUUGGUAUACAAUCAAAUGAUUCUGUAUUGUGUUUCGCAAAGAAAGAACACAUUUACAUGUGUCUAAUUAUAAUUUUGAUGUUUAAGAUAUGUACAAUGUUUUGAAUAAAAAUGGAAAAACGUAAAACAAUGCCCGAGACUAUUCAAAAGCAUGAUGUAAAUAAUACAAAUAACCCGAGAACAGGUAUUG
Molecule: messenger RNA, 1273 nt
Organism: Mytilus californianus (California mussel)
Lineage: Eukaryota; Metazoa; Mollusca; Bivalvia; Mytilida; Mytilidae
Product: multiple epidermal growth factor-like domains protein 10
Exons: 12
Coding region: 210-1055 (281 amino acids)
Source: RefSeq, a predicted model, not a curated record